AUGUCUUGUGCUUGGUUGUUCGAGAACCUCCGCGUGGAGCCGUAUGGAACGCUGCCUCUGAGUAACCUCAAUGCCAAGGGUGGCCCAUCGAAGCUGAAAGAUUUUCGUCAGGUAUCGUCUUACAACUGGGCUAAAUCGGAAAGUGAUGACCACAAACCGACGAUGGUCAUACCUGGCUAUCCGAAGGAGUUCGUUUACUGGAAUGGUGGUCAUCUGCCGCCGGACAGCGGUCAGAUGAUCUACGACCUGAACCACUUGUUGUUGCCAGACGGUCCAAUGGACCCCGUGUUCGAGGCGGUCAAGUUGACUGCCCAAGAUGCGGGGCAGGAAGUGAACUUCCAGGAAUACGAUAUCAUCACGGAUUGCAUUAACCUGAGGAAGAUCUUUGCCUUCUGCAAGGGUGAGGAUGAAGGCGGUGUGUUUCGCGUCGACCUGGAACGCGUUGGUCGGAUGGUAAUCGCUAAUAGGGUUGAGGGGGCUGACGUCAUCACUAUAGAUUUCGAUUCGUUCGACGAAAACAUGAAAAAGCAAUGUGCCAAGCCGCUCACCCCCAUUCUGGAUGGCCCCCAUUACCAGAUCGUGAGCUACAAGUUCGGCGACAUCAACAUGUUAGUCCGGUUCGAAACGGACUGCGCUAACUAUGGUGACCAGCGGCCGGUGAUCGACGAUUCGAAGCGCCCGGAAGUGAAUACAUUCUCGUACGGGAGCUUGGCUUACAUGAAGAUGGGUCAGCCGACUUCCGCUCCAUUGAUUUCCCUCACCACCUUUCCUCAGCGGCGUGGGUUCCCGUCGUUCGCUUGGCCCCUGCUGUUCUUCUCCGGCAUGCAGAACAUGGUCGUCGGCUGGUGGCAGGGUAACGGUGACUUCGAGAAGCCACCGGCCAGUUACAACCUGCAGGAGAUCAACAAGCUCGUUAAGCCGAUACCGUAUGUCUCUCUAUCAAAGGUGCACGACUUCCUGAAUAAGAUGAUCAAGUUCAUGCGCUCGAACAAAGAGGACCUGAAAAUCGGCCUGCUCUGGAAAGGCAACCAGUUUAUCGAGAUUUACGAAAAAGCGUCUGCUGCUCACUCCGCCAUCUCAGAGAAUGUCAGGCAAUAUCUAAAAAAUCAAGUGGUCAGAUACGCACAAACGGAAGAAACGAAAAACAAGUGA
Messenger RNA from Soboliphyme baturini, 1152 nucleotides. Lineage: Eukaryota; Metazoa; Nematoda; Enoplea; Dioctophymatida; Soboliphymatidae. The record is from the annotation of a GenBank genome assembly.